AUGAUGCCCCGCGCCGGCUCUAACCCGGCUGCGCCGCCGGCCACCGCGCCACUGGCCCCCAUCCCGUCGGCCUCCGAGCCGCCGGCCACCGCGCCGUCAGCCUUCACCCCGACGGACUUGGUGCCACCGGACUCCCCAGAGUACACUCCUUCCAUGGAGUGGAUGUUGGCCGGACAGGCGCCGCCUAUGCUUGGAGAAGAUGACGACUUCGUUCUUGCCCUUGCACCGCCGCCGCUCUACUGCCCCAUCCACAGACAUGGGCCGUGCCCGACGCGUGACGGCACAGCGCGGCCACCUCCAUCCCCGACCCUGCCGACGACCCCGCCUCGCCUCAACAUCAACACGACCCUCGCCGGCGGUGGCAACUCUGAGGCGGACCACGGCGGCGACGAAGACGAUGGGCUUGACGAUGUUCACUCGGAAGCACGCCGGUUCGUGGCCGCCAUGGCGGCUCACCGCGCCGGACCGGUCGACGGCGACUGGAAUCCCGCCACCAUCGGCCUCUCCUCCUCCGACGAGGGGUGGCCCUCCUCCAUCUAG
Molecule: messenger RNA, 540 nt
Organism: Brachypodium distachyon (stiff brome)
Lineage: Eukaryota; Viridiplantae; Streptophyta; Magnoliopsida; Poales; Poaceae
Product: vegetative cell wall protein gp1-like
Exons: 1
Coding region: 1-540 (179 amino acids)
Source: RefSeq, a predicted model, not a curated record